GGCAGCGCUGAGCUGGGGCUGGGUGCCCGGGUGGGUACAGCCCCUCCCGCCCGAAAGCAGAAGUGGCCACAGGCAUCGGGUACAGCAACGCAACCACAAACCCCAUCUCCAGCGGCGUGGAGAGACAUCAAUCAUCUGACCGGCCCUCAAGCUGUGACAUCCCAGCACCCGCGGCUGCUCCGCCAGCUCCGGAGGAUCUCGGCCCCUUUUCCUGCUGAUGUCAGAGCGCAGGGCCCCGCAGCCGCAGGCGGGAGCCAGCGCCGGGGCGGCCGCUCUGCACGGGAUCCUCCUCUCUCGACUCUUCCCUCCCCGGGACGCCGGCUGGACGGGAGCCCAGAGCCUUGGCGACCCAUCGGACGGACGCCCCGGCAGGGCCCGUCCAUGGACGCCAACAAGAAGGUGGAUCUGAAGAUAAUUAUCAUAGGAGCUCUGGGCGUGGGCAAAACCUCCCUCCUGCACCAGUACGUGCACAAGACGUUCUACGAGGAUUACCGCACCACGCUGGGGGCCAGCAUCCUGACCAAAGUCGUGGCAGUGGACAACACCCCCAUGAAACUGCAGAUCUGGGACACAGGAGGACAGGAGCGAUUCCGAUCCAUGGUGUCGACCUUUUACAAAGGCUCGGAUGGCUGCAUGCUGGCCUUCGACGUGACCGACAGGGAGUCCUUUGAGUCCCUGGACAACUGGAGAGACGAUUUCCUAGAGAAGGUCAUCCCAAGGGAGCAAGAUUUCCCCAUGGUCGUGCUGGGGAACAAAAUCGACAUCUGUGAUCGGCAGGUACCCAAGGAGAUGGCCUCAGCCUGGUGCAAGGAGAAAGACAUCCCUUAUUUUGAAGUCAGUGCCAAGAACAACAUCAAUGUUGCAGAGGCUUUUGAGACUCUGGCGAAGCAGGCAUUAAUAACGCAUAAAGGGUAUUUGGAGAGUUAUUUAACCAACUCCAUCAAGCUCACUCCCAACGACAAGCCCAAGAAGAGCUGCUGCUGACCCCGGGCAUGCUGCCGCGCUCCGGCCGUCCUGCCCAGCCCAGCGCCCCGCGAUGCUGCAGCCCUGCCCGGGGGUCCAUGCCCCCCGCCCACCCCACAGAUAUUGGCUGAGCCAGGACACAGGACGGCCACUGCUUGACACACCAGGGCCACACAGCUGCUCACCCCGGGACUUGCUGCUUCCCCUGUCUCCGGAGCUGCUCUUCCAACCCAGCAGCCUCCCAAAUCGCCAUGGGGGCCCCGUCCCCCUCAAUCCGCUGCCACCUGGCACCCGAGCAGGUGACACCCCUGCAGUGACGGUGCCACAGGGCUGGCUGUGCUGCUGGUGACUUUCUGGUGACCAUGACCUUGGCCCCAUAGGUGCCCAUUCCUGACACACGGACUGAUGGUCCCUCCGGGCGCUCACGGUGCAUAGGGCUGUGGCAGGGGGAGCAGUGGAGCUGGUGGCCAUGGCACAGGGCUGAGAGUAACCGGGUCCCCUGUAGGGUCAGCGCUGUGCAUGCAACUGUUCUGUGCCUCAGUUUCCCCUGCUGUCAUGCACACCCACCUACCAGACACCUUCCACCACACCGGUGAGGAUCCUCAGUAGAGCACUUUGUCAGGAAUUCUUUAAAAAACAAAAAUUAAAUAUUUCAUUUUUAUUUAUA
Molecule: messenger RNA, 1630 nt
Organism: Columba livia (rock pigeon)
Lineage: Eukaryota; Metazoa; Chordata; Aves; Columbiformes; Columbidae
Gene: RAB7B
Product: RAB7B, member RAS oncogene family
Exons: 7
Coding region: 382-984 (200 amino acids)
Biological process (GO): phagosome-lysosome fusion; endosome to lysosome transport
Cellular component (GO): late endosome; lysosome; phagocytic vesicle
Molecular function (GO): GTP binding; GTPase activity
Source: RefSeq, a predicted model, not a curated record